AUGUACGGGAAGAACAAGAUGAUGGGAGUUCCUUCUGAAGCGCAGUCUAAGGAGAAGCUUGCCAUGUAUGUCCAUGAGUAUCUGGUGCAUAUUGGUGCUCAAAAAACGGCAAAUUCCUUUCUCCAAGAAAUUCGGUGGGAUAAAUCUAUUAGUGUUGGUGAACCGCCUGGUUUUCUGCAUUCUUGGUGGAGUGUUUUUUGGGAUUUGUAUAGUGCUGCACCAGAAAGGCGUGAUACCCAUGAACACACAACCGAGGCAAAAGCGUUCUAUGAUUAUGGUUUCGUAAAUUCUGGAUACCCAAAUGGUCUCCCUCAUGAGCACUGUAUGCCGGGGCGUCCCAUGCCCAAUGCACCUCCAUUUAUGCAUCGGGUCUCCCAGCCUGGUCCACAUCCUGGUCUUCAAGGAGCGGUGACUAGUAUGCCUCCAACCCUGGGAGGUGGUCCACCAGAAGCCCUCGGUGGUGGUGCGAUGCGUCAGCGUCCUACACUUCCACCGAUGAUGCCCGGUGGUCAGCCCCCUGGUCCCCCGAUGCAUCCCUCUAUGCGAUUUCACCAACCACCUUAUGGACCGCCUGUCGGAGGAAUGAUGCCAGGUCCACCGGGGCAUCCACACAUACCGCCGAGAGCGCGUUGGAUGGGUCCUGGAGGUCCCCAACCACAGCAAGCCCCUCCUCCAGUACCUCAACAACAGCCACCUUGUAGCAGCGUCGGCCCUCCCCUCCCACCCCAGGCCUCUGGUGGUGGUGGUGGCAUUGCUGCGAGUCCCGGUCACCCUGGCACUCCUGGUGGCGCUCCGCCCCAUGUUGCUAGUCCUAACAAUGGCAAUAAUCCUAACCCCGAGUCUCAGCCCCCACCAUCUCACUAUGCCCCACAACAGCAGACAUCGCCUGCAUCUUCGUCUAACCUCCCCAACGACCAGCAGUCUCAACCACAUCCAAUCUUCACAAAUCGGACCGAAUUUGACGGCGGACCUGCGGUUAUCAUGAAUGGUGGAAGCGGAAGAAGCAGUGGUCCUAUGAUGCCGCCCCCUCCUCCAGAGUACGGCCUUCCGCCCAAUUCUGCCGGCCCGGGUCUACCCUAUCCUGGUCCCGAUGUCAAAAUGUCCCCAAUGCAUGCAGUGGACAUGAUGGGUGGGCCUCCGCCCAAUGGACCAGGUCAGCAGUCGAUGAUGAUGCCUUCAGAGUACGGUGGAGGGCCGCCCGGUGGCGGGGGAGGCACUGGUGGGCCGGGAGGUGGUGGUGGAGGGGGCUUCGUAGGCGCACCACAGCCCCAGAUUCCACCGGAGAUGAUGACUGGUGGGCAGCCGCCGGGAAAUGGUGGGUCAUCGCAGCCUCCACCGUCAACCACGGGACCGCCAAUGAUGCAACCUCAGCAGCCGCACAAUAUGGUCGCUCCAGGACAGGCACCCCCACCACCUCAAUACAUGUCUUCGACUGGUGGGCUUUGUGGCGGUGGACAGGUUCAGUUCCCGGAAAAAGUAGCAACCAAAAUCGCUGAAUUGUUCACUGCUUGCGGCGGAGCUUGCGCAAUUGAAUCAAUAAUCGCGGAGCCAUGCAGUACCACCGCCGCUGCCGCCACCUCUCGUCACAGUCCUGCUCCUAGUCGCCCUCCCACUGCUGCUGCUGCCACCACACGCACACGUGCCAUCUGA
Echinococcus granulosus is the source of this 1650-nucleotide messenger RNA. Its product is annotated as Single-stranded DNA-binding protein 3. The record is from RefSeq and is a predicted model, not a curated record. The coding region runs from base 1 to 1650 and encodes 549 amino acids. Gene Ontology annotation, molecular function: single-stranded DNA binding; protein binding. NCBI's taxonomy places the organism in Eukaryota, Metazoa, Platyhelminthes, Cestoda, Cyclophyllidea, Taeniidae. Gene Ontology annotation, cellular component: nucleus. Gene Ontology annotation, biological process: positive regulation of transcription by RNA polymerase II. The transcript is spliced from 8 exons.